CCGGCCCCGCGCGGGAUGAGAAGGGGGAGCCGGGGCGGGGCCAGGGGCGGCCGCUGCCGAUCAGCUGUUCGCCGGAUUCUAUAACAACAAAAGACUCAGCGGGGAGCUGAGACUGGCCGCUGCAAGAAGACUUUGGGCGUCUGGCAGCCAAAGCCUUCGGAGGGACCAUCGCUUGUCUCCGCUCCGCAUCUACCUCAAUAGCUGCCGUCCCGGUUCUCUUUGCCCUGGUGUUUGCGGACGACGUGGGAAUACUCGGUGGACACACUGCUUGAGGGAUGCAUCUGCUUCAAGCUGCUGAUCCACAGAUGCGGGAUAAAUAGCACAGACCGCCCUUACGAAAUAGCUCAGGGCAGUUACAAACAUCAAAGACCCUUUAAAACAAUUUAAGAGCACUGGAAGGCCAGGCUGAACAGGGUUUUGUAGCAACUGUUUACAAACCAUGACUCCCCGUGUUCCGUGCCUAAGCUGAUAAAGUCUCUAUGCACUUUAAUCUACCUGCGGCCUUGGCUAGUACACUGUGAGCCUGUACUCUUGGAUACAAAGAAGUACUAGCCAGAGUCUUGUUAUUGCCUUAGUAAUGUUCCAGAGGCUGAAUAAUAUGUUUGUGGGAGAAAUCAAUGAUUUGCCCAGCCAAGAGCCAGAGUUCAGUGAAAAAGAAGAGGAGGAGUGGAUUCUAGUGGACUUUAUAGAGUCCUGCACAAAUUUCUCAACGGUUGAAGAGGGGGAGGAGGAAGAGGAUGACCUCCAUGAAGUGUCACCUGUUGAACAUUCGCCUGUCUUCUCUUGUCUGCCUACUUCCUUAGAACGUCUGGCUGAUGCCAGUGAGUCUUGCUUCGUCCAAUUUGACUCCUGUCCCAUGGAGGAGAGCUGGUUUAUUACGCCUCCUCCAUGUUUCACAGCAGGUGGCUUGACCACAAUCAAAGUGGAAACUAGCCCUUUGGAGAACCUUCUGAUUGAGCACCCCAGCAUGUCUGUAUAUGCCGUCCAUAAUACCUGUCACAGCUUCAACAAGACCAGUGGUGGGGGGGAGGAGGAGGAAGAAGAGGAGGAGGAGCAGCAGCCACAUGAUACAAGCACUCCUAGAAUGGAAGCUCAAAGUGAAAUGGGCCAACACAUUCGUUGCUAUAUUGCAGCCCUUGCUGCCCAUUCCACCUUUCUGGAACAGACAAAGAGCUUUCGUCCUUCCCCAUGGAUAAAAGAACACAACAGGCGAUACCUGAACAGAAACUGCCUUCGCCGCCAAAACCUUACCAGGAAUUGCUACUCUCGGCAACUCAAGAACAACGGAUUGUUUGUUCACCAGCCUUGCCAGCGUCCAUAUAAUUACUGAGGGCUUUUUUCAUGUUGUCCCCCCCCCCAGAAUAAUAUUGGUUAACUGUUGCUUUUGUUUUUCUGUGUGUAGAUAAUGAAGGCGAGAUCAAUCUUAGGCUGAUCAUCAGUUGUUUCUACACAAUCACUAAGUGUUGUAAAACAUGUUGACAGAACGGUGUAUCACAGAAUGCCUUUGAGAUAUUUUAUCCAUGGCUCAGAAACAUAUCAGUACAGUAGCGGUUGUGUGAUUGUGAGUGUGACUUUUUAGACACUUCUUACAAUGUAUGGAUGGGUUUGUUUUUAUAUUGGUAUUUUUGACCAAGACAGAGCAAGCAACUUUCAGUCUCGUAGUCCGAAUGCAGUUCAGAAUUCUCAGGGUCAGCCAUACACUUGCAGUGAUAUUUGUAUAUUCUCUAAUGUUAGAAUGCAGCCAUUUAAAAUGUGACUGAACUCCUACUGAGGAAUGGAGUGUGUGUGGCUGGUGGGGAGGGAGAAUAAGUCAUGUGACCUCAUUCCCUCCUAUCAACUUGCAUCUAUUAACCUCCAUGAUCCAAUGUGAUUUUCCCCAUUUGCUACACAAAGGCGGUACCUCCUAGAAAGAAUGAAGUACCCCUGCACCUGAGGGUUUAUGUAAUACUAGCAUAUCCUGUGCAGAGCAUCUAUGUGCUAGGACUUCAUUGCUCACUCAGCCUCCCCCACUCGCUCGCUCUCCCCCCUCCCUUCUACUUGCUCGCUCCUUGUCAGGCAGAUGGCCAAUCUGGGGUGGGAGAACAUACUGAGGGCUGGCCUCCAUCACCCCACUGAGUCUCCUUGCGAGGAGGGUGGCCGAGCCAGGGCUUGCCAUCCAGCCUGCAUGGAGGGCCCUCGAUCUGCUCUUCCACCCCGGCUUGCCCAUCGUCCUUGUGAGGAGAUUCAGUGGGGUGGCGCCGGAGGCCUAGUGAUGCCACUGCUCAGUGUCUCUUUUCUUCCUCCACCGCGGACGCAGCAGUAGCUGCCCCUCUGUCUGCUGCUUAGCCCUACUCUGUGCCUUUUGUUUUCAUGCUUUGAAACUUACAUGGGAAAACUCUCACCACAUGGAUUUUUGUUUUUUGUUUUAAUGGCCUACAUGGCAUUUCUAGCUGUGAAGGGAACCACUUGUGUAAAGAUUUUUGGGAGAACGUUGAAACAUGCCUGCCUUGGUAUAGACAAGGAGUGGAAUGGGUAAGGCUUGACUCCUCACAUGGCAAGAGGCUUGCCACUUACUUGGAGGUGCAAUAGGGAGCUUGUUUAAAGCAAUGGCUGUGCAGUAAAUGGUCAUUAUGGGGUUUUUUACCUUUACAUUUUAGAGCAGGGGUGGGCAACCUUGACUCUCCCAUCUGUUGCUGAACUACAACUCCCAUUAUCCAAAAUAUCAUAUGGCACUAACUCAUUGAUACUACAUCAUUCAUAGACUUAAAUCAUACCUAACAAGCCUUAUCCAAUCACCUAAACUCCAGGAAAAGCAAUUCAGACAUAUGGAGUAGGAAACCUACUUAUUCUGGUAAAUUACUGUUCCCAUUGUUGGCCUGCAUUAGGCCUAAGCCAGUGGUCUCCAGCCACAUUCCUGAAAUGCAGUCUUGGAAUUUGUUCCUCAACAGCACCAAGUUAAUAAACUGCAAUAUUUCAAUUUUGCAAUCAAAUUCACAGCUACUUUCUUAAAAUAUCCUGCUGUAAUAUGCUUUAUGAAAGAGACUGGUGUUUACCUCCAUAGAGGUCUGACAGUGUUGCUAUCGUGUUGUCUCUUUCCCACCCUUAAAUAUACCUGAAAGUACUACAUAUAUAUUUAUAUAUAUUUGAACUAAUUUCUCAUGGGUGAUCUAACAAAGUGCAUGCUCUCAUGAAUACUCGUAUCCGUGGCCUAAUUUUGAGGGGAAAGGCCUAGAGCGACCUUAAAUGCAGUUUUCAAUAUACUAUGUAGCAGUAAUUGCUGACUUCUUUUUCUUCUUCUUCUUCUUCUUGUGGCAGUUGCCAGGUUUCUACAGAUUAAAUAUUUGAGUCUUUUACUAAUGGUUCUGGAUCUCCCCCCCCCCCCAGAACAGUUCAUUAGUUGAACUUUGAUACCAUAAAUCCAAUCACUGUUUAAUUCUCUCCUCCCCCCGCCACACACACACUGCAGUCACUUUAUUCCCCCUAAUUUUUGUAGCCAUCUUAUUACCACUGAUCUCUUUAUUGUGGGGACAAAAACAAUGGACACACAAUCUCAGGAACCCCCCCCCCCUCUGCCUAGAAUCCUAAGUACAUCUAUUUGGAGAUUAAGUUCAACUCUAAUUAUUAAGUAGAUGUGCUUAGCCUUCACCUUCCUCUCCAUAAAUUAUUCUUUGUUUUCAGGAAUCUCAAAAUGAAGGUCUCCUCCUCCUCUCUGAAUAUUCCUGGUGAGCAAGCAUUUGAAGAGAGAGAUUUUUUCUCACUUCAUAGGGAUAAUAUUCUAGUAAUGGAAGCUCAUAUCUUUUAAGAAACACUAGCUUGUUGCACAUAUGUCUUUGGAAAUAAUUCUAUUGUAGGAGAAAUUACUGCAUACCCAACAUUACAUCUGACUUCUGUUACUAUUAUUAUCUUGCAUAUUUAUGUUACUAGCUCUGUUAUGUGCCUGGAAGUCUUGGACUAUUAGAUUUGUUGCUUUUCGAAUGGUGUGUUUUGUGGGUAGGACACUUUUAUAUAGGGUUUUUAAAAACAACAACAAAAAACAGUGUAUUAACUUGUCCAGUUGGGAGCCUUAUGCUGUGUUGAAUGGCGAUUCAUCAUUUUUGCUGAAACCUUUUUCAUAUGUAUUAUAAACAAAACUGUGCCUUUAAAAAAAAGUGACUUGUACGCAGCGAACUUGAAGACUUAAAAAAGGGGGGAACAUUUCUUUUGGGAUAAAUACUGUACAUCAGUCUAUGCAUUAUCAAUGGCAGCUUUGUUGUGGAGCCAUCUUUGUUCCUCUCUUGUAGCAGUACUUUAGACAAACAAGAUAUCUUGAAAUCAUGUCCAGCUGUAACAUCUCAAUAUGACUUGUGCUUCAGUUUUGCUACAGUAGCUUUCUGUGUCGGAAAGGUAUGCCCUCUUACACGAAGGCCGUUCUCACAAGCAGCCUAACACAGGCUAGGGCCUGCCCGACUCUGCUUUUAACCCCAGCCUUUUACUGAGGUUAAGGGAACGAGUGUGCCCUUAACCCUGGUUCUGAGGUUGUGUGACACAGAGACAGGUAUCUAGAACUUUUGUUGCACAGGGGUAUUCCCCAAUGCACUGUGCUCAUCACAUGGUGCAUUGUGGGAUAUAUGGAGGCUGGGACACAUAGGCCCGGCCUUCGGAGAGCCGUCCUACUUGGAGCAGCAUGGAUAAUCUGAGAGGGUAAGCCAGUAAUGCUCCCAGCAGCAUUACUUUGAUCAUUGGGUGGUGGGAAAGGGGGAAGGUGAGUUGGACCAUGCCUUUCUCCUCACCCCAUCAUGAUCAUGAGUAUAGCCUUAACUGUUGGAGCAAUAAUUCCCUUAUGAGUGGUUAUCUCAGUACACCAGUUGCAUAGCCUAGUGCGAAUGUAGUUCUAUAGCCCAUUCACAGAGCUGAAUAGUCCACAGAUCUUUAGAUGUGCUGUCUCCUUUGCCAUGUCCCAUUUUAUUUUUAGGCCUGGUCUGCACAAAGAGCAGACCACAUGAUAAAUGUCCUGGAUUGUAUCACUGAGGGUUGGUUUAGAACAACCCACAAUGCUCUCUCUUGAUCUCUCUAUCCAUAAAGCUUCAGCAAGCAGUCAAGGCACAGGAGGUGGUGGUGCCUACCUGCCCCACACUGCCCCGUAUGUCCUUGUGUGGUUCUAAAGGACACUUUUUCCAGAAGCCUAACAGGACCUUUUUUUAAAUGGGAGCUGGAGGUCAUGGUUCAGAUUUUAAGGACCUGAGAUUUUUUGUAUGUGUGUAAGACUUCAGCCUGAUUAUAGCUGGACAUGUGCUCACUUCUAAGGUGUUGCCCACCCCAGGGAUGGGGCAGGCUAGAUAUUUAAAUAAAUAACUGAGCUCCUGGCCCUGUCUCUGCUCUGCCUUAUUUCUCAGCCAUUCUAUGGUUGUAGAGGGUAAAAAUUAACCUGUCAUCUAACCAUGGCUGUGAUUGCCUUGUACAGCAGAGUCCACCAACACUGCUGUGCUGGUACAAUUUCUUCUAUAAAUCCAGGACACCAACACAGUGCCAUGUGUUGUGAUGAGAUGGUGCAAUGAGUUACAAUUGCAAAUUAUUCUUUUUAUGCUGCAUUGCAGAGCGGCAGUUUAGAAGGCAAUGCUUUAAUGUCUCCAAAUAUUACACAUAUUAUUCCUUGCCAUUUCUGAAAAGAAAAAAGACAAACCCUAUAUUCGCUUAUAGACAAUGUGUAUUAUCUGGUAUCUGUAUUUCAUGGUGCAUCUUGAUCCAGAAGCAGAAUCAAAUCAAUAAAAAGGCCUACUGGUUAAGAGAAACUUUAA
Molecule: messenger RNA, 5753 nt
Organism: Hemicordylus capensis (graceful crag lizard)
Lineage: Eukaryota; Metazoa; Chordata; Lepidosauria; Squamata; Cordylidae
Gene: TP53INP1
Product: tumor protein p53 inducible nuclear protein 1
Exons: 6
Coding region: 578-1330 (250 amino acids)
Biological process (GO): autophagosome assembly; positive regulation of DNA-templated transcription
Cellular component (GO): nucleus; autophagosome
Source: RefSeq, a predicted model, not a curated record